AUGACCAAGGCUGAGAUCGAUUCGAAUGUCUUAUACUCUCAGGUCCAGCGAAGACUGGUCGAAAGUGGCGAAUGGGACCGGAUGUUACGACUUCUAAAUGCAAAGUUGAAUGAAAGUGGAUGGACAGACGACCUGAGACAUCGUGCUAAAGAGCAUGCCAGAUCUGUAGAUGCUCCAACUUUCCAGUCGCUCUUAGAAGAAAUUUCGCCGCAAGUGCAAACAACAAUGCCGUUGGCGGUGAAACGAGAGCUCAUUGCUACCAUUCGACAAUAUGUGGAAAAACAGUUCGAAAAAUAG
Messenger RNA from Serpula lacrymans var. lacrymans S7.9, 297 nucleotides. RefSeq lists its product as uncharacterized. The transcript is spliced from 4 exons. The record is from RefSeq and is a predicted model, not a curated record. Gene Ontology annotation, cellular component: nuclear pore; SAGA complex; DUBm complex. The coding region runs from base 1 to 297 and encodes 98 amino acids. Lineage: Eukaryota; Fungi; Basidiomycota; Agaricomycetes; Boletales; Serpulaceae. Gene Ontology annotation, biological process: regulation of transcription by RNA polymerase II; poly(A)+ mRNA export from nucleus; positive regulation of DNA-templated transcription. Gene Ontology annotation, molecular function: chromatin binding; transcription coactivator activity.